UUUUUUUUUUUUUCUCGUUUUCGAAAUAAUGGACUUUUUGUUUGGUAAAAGAAAAACGCCUGCCGAAUUAUUGCGUCAACACCAACGCGCUAUCACAAAAGCUCAACGUGAACUUGACCGUGAACGAGAAAAGCUCGAACGACAAGAAAAGAAACUUAUCUUGGAUAUCAAAAAAUCAGCCAAAGCAAAUCAAAUGGGUGCUUGUAAAAUCAUGGCCAAAGACCUUGUUAGAACACGACGUAAUGUUCAAAAGUUUUAUCAAAUGAAGACACAAUUACAAGCCGUGGGACUUCGUAUUCAGACAUUACGUUCAAGUCAACAAAUGGCUGAAGCCAUGAAAGGCGCCACAAAAGCAAUGGGUUCUAUGAACAGACAAAUGAAUUUGCCUCAAAUUCAAAAAAUCAUGAUGGACUUUGAAAGGGAAAGUGAAAUGAUGGAUAUGAAAGAUGAAAUGAUGGGAGAUGCAAUUGAUGAUGCCUUUGAGGAAGAAGAGGAUGAGGAAGAAAGUGAUGAAAUUGUCAACAAGGUGCUUGAUGAGAUUGGCAUUAGUUUCAAUCAAGAGCUCGGCGAAGUUCCUUCCGGUCUUCGUAUACCCGAAAAUGCACCUACUUCAGAAAGAGUAGCUCAAGCAGAAGGAUUGUCUGCUGAUGACGCUGCUUUACAAGCAAGACUAGAUAACUUGAGACGAGAAUAAAUACCCCUCCUGCCACUAGUUUUUAUUAACUCAAUUCAAAUCCUGUAUUGGCAUUAAUAGCUAUAUAUAAACUUUUCUUUUAAAAGCGAUUUCUUAGUAUAAGCAGGCAAUUUUAGCAUAUUG
Molecule: messenger RNA, 817 nt
Organism: Gilbertella persicaria
Lineage: Eukaryota; Fungi; Mucoromycota; Mucoromycetes; Mucorales; Choanephoraceae
Product: Snf7-domain-containing protein
Exons: 4
Coding region: 29-694 (221 amino acids)
Biological process (GO): protein transport; late endosome to vacuole transport; endosome transport via multivesicular body sorting pathway
Cellular component (GO): multivesicular body; ESCRT III complex
Source: RefSeq, a predicted model, not a curated record